AUGAUGCUCAAGCCGUCGGUGAAGGGAGCUUUUCUGGGAUGUGUGAUGCAGCUGCCCAACCUGGCGAAUGCGCUGUCGAGACGCGCCUGGGAACUGUCAGAUGUACCCUCUCCCGAGAUCUUCCUCCGUCGAGCAGAAGCAAGAGUCGUUGUCCUUGGCGACUACGCCUACAUCGAUGGCGGCGAGAUCUCUCAGCUCGACGCGCGAGGUAACCCGAUAACGUCGCGAGGCUCCAACGCAGUCAACUCCACAUUAUCGAUCGAUUUGACGACGUCAUGGUCCGCAACCAGCGUCAGGAUCAGGGAGAUUCCGAAGACGCCGAAGACUAUGGACCAACAGGCGAUGUGGAAAAACGACGCGAAGAGUACAUUCUGGAUUUGGGGCGGACAUAGCCCAUUCGGUGCUCCAUUAGACGAGCCCACGUCCUGGAAGUUUGAAGCAGACGGCAAAGGAGGUGGGACAUGGUCAAAAGAGACGCCAGCGAACCCAACACUUUUCCAAGAAUUGCGACGAAAUGAGGGGGGCGCAUUCGCUAGUACCCCCGACGCCGGGUUCUGGUUUGGGGGACAAUCGUCAGGCUGGACGACAUCUAACCCUUACUCGCAGCCACUCCCGGGCAUCUUGUCCUACAACAUGACCACGAGGUCUUGGGCAAAUGAAACAAAUGAUGCCUUCUCCAAGUACGGCACUUUGACGGGAGGCUCAGCCGUCUACAUCCCGACUUUUGGUUCGAAUGGUCUCAUCACCAUAAUGGGCGGCGCAACAUGGGGUCUCGAACCUGAUCAGGCGAAGCCUCUCGGAUGGCAGGACUUCAGCAACUUGACCUUCAUGGAUCCAGUAACUAGAGAUUGGUACUGGCAAAAGACAACCGGAAAUGCGCCCACUCCCCGCAGCAAUUUCUGCAGCGUUGGAGUCGAAGGCAACAACGGAACCUACGAAAUCUUUGUGUUCGGCGGCACCAAUAGUGAGACAGGUUCAACUUAUGAUGAUGUCUUCGUUUUAAGCCUUCCGGGGUUCUUCUGGAACCAAGUCGCUUACGAGUCGAAAAAUCCAAGGAGGAAUCAUUGCUGCGCAUUAGUUGGCCGCCGUCAAAUGCUGUCAGUUGGAGGAGCGGAUGGCAGAACGGGAUAUACGAGUGCCGACCCCUGGCCGCAAGGACUCGGUCUCUUCGACAUGACAGACUGGAAGUGGAAGACGGACUACGACGCAGACGCCAAGAACUACGAAAGUGCGAAGACAGUCAGUGACUGGUAUCAGCAAACUGGUAUCAGUUCCGUCCAGUGGUCAUCCAAUGAAGUUCAGGCACUUUUCAGGAAGUCAAAUACAAACACAACUGGAGAAACCAAUCAUGAUCCAGCAGAGAACAAAGAUACCAAGGGAUCUACCCCACUAGCCGCCAUUGUUGGAGCUGUAGUUGGAGCCGUCGUCGGUGCCAUCAUAGGGCUUGCUCUAUUCUGCUUCGUCAAACGCCGGAAGCAGAAGCAAGCCGCCGAAGCAGCGACUGCACUUGCUCCAUAUCCUGACCAUGCAAAGGGGGAUGGAGCAUACCAGGCUUACUAUCACCCUGUGGCUCCAGGGGAGUUGCAGUCGGAUGUACCACAGACUGAAUUGUAUGGUGGAUCAAUACCUAAGCAUGAGAUGUGGGCAGAAGUACCAAAGCAUGAGAUGAGUGCCUCUGGAGUUCAUCACUACACCGUUACUGAACUCGACUCCCACAACACUCUACUGGGACAAGGGGAUAGAGAUCACUCCAAAUUCAGACAUGAUCUGCAAUAG
Colletotrichum costaricense is the source of this 1776-nucleotide messenger RNA. RefSeq names its product kelch repeat protein. The record is from RefSeq and is a predicted model, not a curated record. Gene Ontology annotation, molecular function: protein binding. Lineage: Eukaryota; Fungi; Ascomycota; Sordariomycetes; Glomerellales; Glomerellaceae. Bases 1 to 1776 code for a protein of 591 amino acids. The transcript is spliced from 5 exons.